Capsella rubella is the source of this 2947-nucleotide messenger RNA. RefSeq names its product myb-like protein X. Gene Ontology annotation, cellular component: nucleus. Gene Ontology annotation, molecular function: histone binding; DNA binding. Gene Ontology annotation, biological process: chromatin organization; regulation of double-strand break repair. The record is from RefSeq and is a predicted model, not a curated record. NCBI's taxonomy places the organism in Eukaryota, Viridiplantae, Streptophyta, Magnoliopsida, Brassicales, Brassicaceae.
CUAAACGCAAAAAAAAAAAAAAAAAAAGCUCAGUGCUUUGAAGCCUUUGGAUAGCGAGGUGAGAUUCCAAAGUCUCCUCCUUUCGAGUCUCUUUGAACACUCUGAGCUUGCGUUCUUGUGUUUCUGGCUUUAAGAUCUACUGAACACUGGGUUAGCAAUGGGGGAAGAAGAUACAAAAGUCACUGUGGAGGCAACAGAAAAUGGGACUGGUUCUCUUCAGAAGACAUCAGAUGCAAUCAGUGGAAAAGAAGUGCAGGAAAAUGCUAGUGGCAAGGAAACACAGGAAGAGAAGAAAUCUGAAGGUACUGGAGCUGAUAAAAUGGAGAUAGAUGAUAAGACUAAGCAACAUGAAGGAAAAAGUGAGACAGAAAAUAAAGAGGCGGAGGUUACAGACAAAGAAAAGAAAGUUGAGAAUGAGAAAUCAGAAGAGAAAGAUGUCAACGGAGACAAGGAACAAGCAGAGAUGGCUAAAUUGGACGAAGACAAGGGACAACCAGAAGCUGAUAAAAUGGAUGAAGACACAGAUGACAAGAAGUUGCAAGCUGAUGAUGGUGUUUCUGGAGGUGCUACUAUGGAAGAUACUGUAAUGAAAGAAAAUGUGGAGUCUGAUGACAAGAAAGAUACAAAAGACACCGAAAAUCAACAGAUGAAGAUAGAUAUUACUGAAGGAGACCUAGAGAAAACUGAGAACGAAUCAAAGGAGGAGAAACUAGAAGGAGGGCAAGUAAAUGGAAAGGAACAAGGGAAUAAGGAAGACAUCAAAGAGGAAGAAAAGUUGGUCGGUGGAGACAAGGGGGACGAUGUCAGUGAGGAUGAAAAUAACAAAGAAGCACCGAAGGAAAAUAAUGAGGACAAACUGGCUGAAGAAGGGAAAGAGGAGGAAACAAAUAAAGAAGAGGAAGCAAAGGAAACAAGCAAAGAAGAGGAAGUGGAGGCAGAAACUGAAGUUGAUGAGCUAAACGUGGAAGACAAAAAAACAGAGAGUAAGGACGAGAAUGAAAAUGAAAUAAAUGACAGGAAGGAUGAGGAUGAAGAUAAAGAAGAAGAGACGAAGGACGAGAAGGAAGAUGAAAAAGAAGAGAGCAUGGAUGAUAAGGAAGAUGAAAAAGAAGAGAGUAAUGAUGAUAAGGAAGACAAAAAUGAAGAUAUCAAGAAGUCUAACAAGCGAGGGAAAGGGAAGACUGAGAAGGCUCGCGGGAAGACAAAGAGUGAGGAAGAAAAGAAGGAUAUCGAACCCAGGACUCCUUUCUCUGAUCGCCCUGUUCGUGAGCGAAAAUCUGUUGAAAGGCUUGUUGCAGUGAUUGAUAAAGAUUCUUCAAGGGAAUUCCAUGUUGAAAAGGGAAAAGGGACACCUCUCAAAGAUAUCCCCAAUGUUGCUUACAGGAUAUCAAGGAAGAAGUCUGAUGAAGUUCUCAAGCAGCUACACAUGCUUCUAUUCAGUGGGAGGAGAGGAAAAGCUACUCAGCUCAAGACGAACAUAUUACGCUUUUCUGGUUACAAAUGGCAAGGAGAUGAGGAAAAGGCAAAAUUGAGAGUAAAAGAGAAGCUUGACAAAACCAACAAAGAAAAAUUGCUGGAGUUUUGCGAAAUUUUCGACAUAUCAGUUGCUAAGGCUACAACAAAGAAGGAAGAUAUUGUUACAAUGCUGGCUGAGUUUUUGGAGAAACCUCAUGCGACAAGUGAUGUUCUCCUUAAUGAGAAAGAGAAGGGAGUGAAGCGCAAAAGAACUCCUAAGAAAAGUUCACCUGCAGCUGGAAGCUCAUCUUCAAAACGAUCAGCAAAGAGCCAAAAAAAGACUCCGGAAGCAACAAGGACUAAGAAAAAGAGUUUACCUCAUUCUGAUGAUGAGUCUGAAGAAGAGAAAGAGGAAGAAGACGAAGAUGAAGAAGAGAAAGAGCAGGAGGUAGAGGAGGAAGAUGAAAAGAAUGAAGAGGAGGAGAAUGAAAAUGGGUUUCCUGACAAAUCUGAGGACGAGGCGCCCCAGCCUUCUGAAAGUGAGGAGAAAGUUGAAUCUGAUGAGGAGUCAGAGGAAGAAACAAAAAAGAAGAAACGUGGUUCUAGGACUCCAUCUAAAAAGAAUGAAUCAUCACGGAAAUCGAGAAGCAAGAAAACUGAAGUCUCUGCGAAAUCCAGUCCACCAAAGAAAGCUACUCAGAAGCGCUCAGCAGGUAAACGGAAAAAGAGUGAUGAAGACAGUGAUACAAGUCCAAAGGCAUCCUCAAAGAGAAAGAAGACUGAAAAACCGGCCAAGGAUCAGUCAUCGGCUCCUUCAAAAUCUGCAUCAAAAGAGAAACCAGGAAAAAGAGGUGGAAAAGGGAAAGAAAUUACCAAGGAGCCUAGUGAUGAAGAGUUGAAAAAUGCAAUUAUUGAUAUCUUGAAAGGUGUGGAUUUCAACACGGCUACAUUCACUGACAUCCUCAAGCGACUAGAUGGGAAGUUCAAAAUCAAUCUCACCUCAAAAAAAUCAUCUAUUAAGCUGAUGAUCCAAGAUGAGCUCACUAAGUUAGCAGAUGAAGCUGAGGAUGAUGAAGGGGAAGAGGAUGCUGAGGAUGAGGAAGAGAAGAAAGUGAAAGAGAAAGCUGGAGGAUCUGGUGGUGGAGAGGAGGUUAAAGCCUGAUCACAAAGCACAUAAAUCUAGCCUAGUUCCUAUUUUAAGCUUCAAGGGGUCUCUCUCCUCCAUUGCCUAUAGUCGUUAGGCAAAUAUAUCAGAGAAUGUAAUUUGUUGGUUGUUUUUUGGUCUUGGAUUGCGCUACAAGCAGGGGGUUUUUUUCUAACUUUUGGUAGAGUCAGAGAGAAGAAGACGAGAAGCUAUAGUUGUUUUCAGAUAAGCAGCUUUGUUUGUGUAUACAAUUAAACAUAAGCGCCUUUAGGAUUCAUGCCCCAUUUAAACACCCUUUUGAUAUUUAGGUUUCCUUUAAAAGACAUUUGUUCAAAUUUCCUUAGAACC